GAGGACGCCAGCCAGUUAGUGUGCACACGGCAGUGGCCAGGAACGGAUGUGUAUACCCGCCUGCCAGGCCCUGAUAGCACCCGGCCCUGAGGCGCACAGGUAGUGCUCUUUUUUUAAUCUCGCGCGCGCAAGAAAAAAAUAUUAGUGUAAUUCUAGCUAAAUUACUUACAGAAAGUGGUUAUUUUCUAAUGGUGGUUUAUAAUCGUUCGCUCAUUUCAGCCAAGAGAUUUCUUUUUUCCCCCCAGUUAAGUGUGAUUAACAUAGAUAACGUUAGAUCAGCAUAAACAUUGAAUAAAAGUUCUGAUAUCAGACCUUGCAGUGUUACCAGAUCUGGAAUAGAAACGGUUCCAAGCACAAGAGAUUUCUGCAUCCCCAAGCACGACCAUGUAACUUUAUCUCCCAAAUAGUGAACAGACAAGACUUUUCAAACCCUCCGGAAACAGAGCGUCAUUAACCCGAUACAUCUUUUAACUGCAAAUUAAAGAAGAUCUUGAACUCGACGAAGAGCCCUGUGUGAGUGAAGUGAGAACACGGAAGUUGGACGUGUUUUGACAGCUGUCCUACAGGUCUUGAAGAGUGAAGAGAGCACCAAGUCAUUAUGGCACCGCAGCACCAAGCCUCUCACCCUGCGGCCACGGCCACGCCAUCAGCGCCUCCUCUGCCCUCGACUUCGUCUGCGGCCCAAGAGUGCCAAGAUGAUAUCAGCGUGGAGGAAGGUGGGGGGUGUGGCCAAGGCGUUACCUGUGGCGGGGAAAUUACCAGUGGCCCUCGUCUGGCCACCAGACAUGUCCUGGUCCUUUUAGGAUUCUUUGGCUUCGUCAACAUCUACAUGCUACAGCUGAAUCUGCUCGUGGCUCUUCCCGUCAUGGUCAACCACACUGCUAUCCACGGGCAGGACUUCUCAAUGAACAGCAUGGGAUUCCAGGCCAUCCUCAAGGAAUCGGUUUCUAGAGAGAACGAUCCCCCGGAUGAGAACGGAACUCUGUCCAAAGACAAAUCGCGAUCUCGCAAUGUCAUUGGUCAUGGAGACGUCCUCAGAGAUGACAGUUUACGGGACGAAUUCGUACUCGAUGAGGAGCUCGGACCACCACCUCGGGAAUCAGGUCGUCGCCGGCCUCACGUUCUUAGUGCCAGUCUAGUUCCUCCUGCGAUAAGGUACGGAGGAGAAUCGUCUUCCGAUCUCCUCGAGGAUAAGUUGAUAGAAGCUGAGAUGAAUAAAACUUUGGCAAACAUUCACAACGACACAGAUGGUGACACAACUACACUACAAUCUAACUAUGAUGAUGGCAUAACUACAUUUAUACCGAGCAUGACAGAAACCUUUGCUCCAGAUGACGAAUACACUACCAUUGUCAGCGAUGAUCCAUUUACGGAAAUGCCAAUGUCCUUUGACGAACAGGAUGAAUUUGAAACAGUACCCACUCAAAUCAUACCAGAUGAUGUGACAACUGUAGCUUUCGACGAGACAACCCUAAGAAAUUUUCCUGCUACUGAGAUCGGCCUCUCCACCUCUGACUCUCCAGCAGAUUCAGCCUCAGAGGUUAAUACGGCUAAUUCUGUAGAAAGUGUACUGAUCACUACUUUGAAAAAUGAAAUUACUGUAACCCCACCCCACCGGGAUUCAGUAUCUGUACUUGUUAACAAUGAAGGAAAUGCAGUAUCAGCUAAAAUGCCUGAAACGCUGACAUCCAACAGCCCUGAUAUGGUACUAACUCCACCGAUGCCCGGCCCGUCCUCGUCAUUUGGUACCACCGUUCCCGUGGGAACAACUGUUACAACUGCAUCACCAAACGACGCUGAACAUUUAACAACCUUUGGUCUACCGAAUAAAAAUGUUGCGAAGACAGAAAGAACAGAAGCAGCAACAAUGAUUACAACUCAGAAUCCAACUACAAUACAAGAUAAUAUGUCAGUGAAAUCCUCAUUAUCCCCAGGUACGUCGACAGUGGCUACAACUCCUAGCACGUAUUCAACAUAUAGCGUAACAUCAAACACACCCACUACAUCCAGCUCUUUUGUGGUUUCUGAACGUGAACCUAUCAGUACUCACAGCAAUCCAACAACGAAAACGACCAUUCCUGUAUCUCUCACUUCCGCUGUCACUCCUGAGCAAACCGUCGUGACAACCUUCCCUACUCCAAGGGCCAACGAUGCCGCGACCGAGGCAUCUGCUUCUGGUGCCAAUGUCAACAUCACAAGAACAGUUCCACAAAAUGUGAACAGGUCUUUCACAACAGUUCCAUUGCCAGCAAAGACAGAAAAUGUUGGCCGCAUGAAUGCUGCUGGAAACGGAACCUUGGAAAAUGUCCGACAAAAGCGGACUGUUGAUGACAAACAUCUUUUGUCUGAUAAUAACAGCAGCGAAGGAUGCGCACAGUUAGGGAAUUGUCAGAAUGGUAAAAAUGGAAGUACUGGCACACCUGAAAAGAAAGGAAAGCAAGAGGACAAGAAAAAGGAGGACGAAGGAGGUGAUAAUGAGGAAGAAGAGGAGGAAGAAGAGGAAGAAGAAAAAGAAGGAGAGGGAGAAGAGGAGGGAGAGGAAGAAGAAAAAGAAGGAGAGGGAGAGGAGGAGGAGGGAGAGGAAGAAGAAGGAGAGGAGGAGGAAGAAGAAGGAGAGGAGGGAGAGGACGAAGAAGAAGGAGAUGAAGAAGAUGAGGAGGAGGGGGAAGACGACGAUGACGAAGAGGAAGACGAUGAUGAUAACACCGACGAGGACAACAGCCUGGAAUGGCUGUUGGGCAAAGACUGGAGCUCGGGCAACGGGACCAGCAAUUCCAGCGAGUCUUCCAGCAGCAGCGAGUCGUCGUCCAGCGACGAAUCGAACGAGUACUACCUGCAGGGGAUCUCGAACAGCAGCAACGAGGCCAGGGAGUGGUUCUCGCUGGAAGUCGACGACCUCAACUUCUUCGGCAACGACUCUUGGGAGGUCGUCGAUGGCCGCAUGUCCAGGAGGGUCAACGAAUCGCUGAGGAGAGAUUUCGAAGAGGAUGGCAGCAGCAGUAGCAGUAGCAGUAGCAGUAGCAGCGAGGAGGGCUCUGACUAUGACGACGACGACGAUGAUGACGACGAUGACGAUGACGAUGACGAUGAAGACGAAGACGAUGAAGAGGAGGGAGAAUCAGAGGAGUCUAAGGAGAAAAACAAACCCAAGAAGAACGCGAAUGGCGAGAUCGCGUUGCCCAACCAGAAAUACCCAUCGACCGUCUGCUUCGAACCCAGAAUGGUGGAGAAACCAGUGCCCACAGUGGACGGAGAAUUCGUUUGGGCCGCUGACCUGCAGGAGAGACUUCGUUCAGCUUUCUCGUGGGGCUUCAUACUGACGCAGCUCGUUGGAGGACGCCUUGCAGGUAUCCUUGGAGGGAAAGUGCUGUUGCUUCUGGGUGUCCUGUCUGCUGCCCUUCUCACCAUCUUGACACCAGCUGCGUCGCAAAUUGGUCCUUACUGGCUUUUGGCCAUCCGCAUUAUGAUCGGAGCUGCUCAGGGUGUCUGCGUCCCAGCUAUGCAGUGUUUGUUGGCACAAUGGGCUCCUCCUCUAGAGAGAACCAUAAUGAUAGCCUUUACAUAUUCAGGUCUCAUCGUUGGAGCAGCUCUUGGAGGCCCUGUAUCUGAGUGGGCUGUCCUCGUGAUCGGAUGGCGCGCCCUGUUUUACUUCCAGGGUGUACUGGCGCUGGUCUUUUGCAUCUUGUGGCAGGUGCUGAUCUCCGAAAAUCCCUCUAAACUCUCCACCAUCACGUCCCAGGAGAGGAACCAGAUCACAGCAGCCAUCGGGGCCUCACACGCAGGUCGGGGUUUGCCUAUCCCAUGGCCACAUAUUUUCAGAUCUCGACAUGUGCUAGCCAUCGUGUUAGCUGAGACUGGGAUCUCCUGGGCGAGGUUCACGCUGUUGCAUCACGCUAGGGAAUUUGCCGUGACAGUCCUCCACAUACCAUCACAUCAGGUCAGAGUAACCUGGGGAACAGCCUUGUUUGCCACAUGGAUAAUAGCCAUCGUCUAUGCAGUUGCUGCUGACUGGGUCAGGAGAACUCACAGACAAUCUACCGAUGUCGUUCGCCGAACCGCCAUUGCAAUAUGUGCACUGCUGACAGCCAGCUGCCUCGUGGGGAUCGCACAGUCGAGCUGCCGACAGUUAGCACUGUUGGUGUGGAGCUCCAUGGCACUAGUCCUGGGCAUAGCUGCCUCAUUUUCGACUUACUACGUCAACACGGUCGAAUUAGCACCAAACCACGCAGCUGCCAUAGCUGGUCUGAGUGGCACCUUCGGAGCUGCCGUCAGUAUUCUGUCACCUCUCUAUGUCGGAUACCUCACAGAAGGACAGGCAACACUUGAGAGAUGGCGAAUGGUGUGGUACACGGGUGCCAUUAUCCUCAUUCUCACCAGUUGUCUUAACUUCCUGAUGUCCACGUCGAAAGAGCAGGUCUGGAACAGACCAGUGGCAGUGCCCGUGUAUCCCAAGUCAGACACAUCCCGCCUCGUUCAGAGGAGGGCCCGCAAUUCCCCUCCACCACAAGCAGGACCCUCCAGAGGCCACAAGAACGAAGGAUUCGUGUUCACCGAAGGACUCUAAUAUACCUUUACGGUUGGAGAACUUUGAUGCCUCUACUCCUCUUUUUGGGUAGGAACCGUUCUUUCAGGAAGCGUGGCUUCCCAACUGUUUUGAUUCCUACUGCGUCCGAAGGAUGAUGGAUUCAUUUGGUGGAGAAAUCAUAUUUCCUGAAGAACGUUUUCUACCCGUAUAAAGAUUCUCAGAUACCUUUGUCCCAAGAAGGACAUCUCAGGGAUCAGAACCGCGGCGUGAUGACGCACGGUACCAGUAUCGGCUAUGUUAUCUUCGUCAGGAGAAGGACCGACUCCUUCUCCCUCUGUUCCCUAGUCCGCUCCGACGUCAUGGGAUCGAAGAUGAUGAUGAUUGUGUGAAAGGAUUUCAUGAUUCCUAAUGACUACGCCAACUCAUCCUGCCAUAUUGAAGUGUUGUUCUAGUGGAGAACUGCUGCCAGGAUAUCCUUCGUGGACGAAACCAGAGAACUUACUCCAUUCGCGGCUAGACAGCCUGCGUAUGGUACUAAACUGUGAUUGUAUUUUUGCCUGUAUAUGACUGUUAUAUAGGUAUAUUUAAGCAUCUGUACAGAAGUUAUGCCAUAAUCACGACAUUGUGAAGAGAUUUUCAAGUAAUACACUUUAUACUCUGUCUUGGAAACCUCACAGCAAGUCAGAUCGUAAUCGUAUCUUCAUUCAACAAGAAAGACUCUCACUCAUGAAAAUCACUCGGUCUUACAUAUCAUCAUUACUCUAAUAUCAACUUAAUUUCCAUUUCGAAAACUGUCAUUUAACACAUUACAUAAAACCUCUUUAUUUCCUGUAAGUCGAUGAUAUAAGAUUAACCUGAAGCAGUUGGUUUUUUAUUAUCGGAUGCCAACAAGUAGAUUGGUGAUGAUUUUGAUUUUGGGUUAUUUUGCGAUCAUCUUUCGUUUUCGCUUUUCGUAUUCCCCUUUUGUCUGGCUGUAAGAGCCUUGAUGUUGUUGAAAAAGUCCCCAAAUGAUGUAUAACUUUGAACAUUGGUAUUCAUCACUGUAACAGAAUCAUCCGAUCUUAAUGACACUGUACGUACUACAUGGUCUCUCAAAUGUCAUUCGGUGCUCGGAUGCCGAAAGAGCUUUUGAAAUCAGAACUCCUUUAUUUAAGCGUAGAUUUAUUGUACAUAGAACAUACAAAUCAUAAUUAUAUUAUACUGACUAAACAAUAAAAAGAUAUUCGGUC
Macrobrachium nipponense is the source of this 5754-nucleotide messenger RNA. RefSeq lists its product as uncharacterized. The record is from RefSeq and is a predicted model, not a curated record. NCBI's taxonomy places the organism in Eukaryota, Metazoa, Arthropoda, Malacostraca, Decapoda, Palaemonidae. Gene Ontology annotation, cellular component: membrane. Bases 599 to 4564 code for a protein of 1321 amino acids. The transcript has 11 exons. Gene Ontology annotation, molecular function: transmembrane transporter activity. Gene Ontology annotation, biological process: transmembrane transport; monoatomic anion transport.